Messenger RNA from Apis laboriosa (Himalayan honeybee), 1720 nucleotides. It is a transcript of the gene CPR6, whose product is annotated as cuticle protein 19-like. Bases 23 to 589 code for a protein of 188 amino acids. Gene Ontology annotation, cellular component: extracellular matrix. The transcript is spliced from 3 exons. NCBI's taxonomy places the organism in Eukaryota, Metazoa, Arthropoda, Insecta, Hymenoptera, Apidae. The record is from RefSeq and is a predicted model, not a curated record.
AAUACGUACAGCGACUGGCAACAUGUCGAAGUUUCAGAGCCUGUUAUGCCACUUGUGCGCGACGAUUGCAAUGAGUCACGCGGUGGUGUUAAGCGGGUAUAACGGGGGUCACGGGAUCUCUUACACGGAUUACGAGGGCCUCGAAGGAUACCCAUCCCAAUACGAAGGACACGCCGUGUUGCCCACAGUGGCAGUUCCGGUACACGCGGUUUCCGCUUCGCCUGUUCACGUUACAGCCACUCUUGAUCAUGGAUCUCACGGAUACGAUCAUCACGCGGAUCAUCACGGUCACGAUUACUACGCCCAUCCGAAAUACAUGUUCAACUAUGGCGUCCACGACCCUCACACAGGGGACGUGAAGACCCAGCACGAGGUUCGCGAUGGGGACGUGGUUCACGGUUCGUACAGCGUCAACGAGCCCGACGGAAGCGUGAGAAUCGUCGAGUACACGGCGGACGACCACAACGGUUUCAACGCGGUGGUUAAAAAAGUUGGUCCGGCCAUUCACCCGAAACCCAUCCCCGUGGCCAAGUACAUAUCCCCGGCGUAUUACAAUAGUUACGAGGAGUACGAGAAGCAUCACUUUUAACCCAAUUGUGAAUCGCGUUUAAAAUGGGGGAAAAAUGUGGAGACAGGGUCAGAGAGGAGAAAAAAUUUUAUUUAAGUUAGUUGUACGGAGAUAAACCCUUUUUUUUAUGAUAUUUAUAUCGAGCUUACGAUUAAAUCGAAUCAAACUUCAUUCAAUCGUGGAAUUUUUAAACCAUGAAGAAUUUCAAAGGAUACCGUGGAGAUUGAAAAAGUUGGAAAAGAGAUUUUGUAAUUUGUAAAAUUGGAAAAUAAUUUAAAGAAGAAAGUGAGAGGGAGAAAGAAAGAAAUGAUGGAAUAUAUUCAAAGUCACGUGUCCACGUGAAAUGUGGAUGUUAAUUUUAAACACACACAAGAUCAAUUUGUAUGUGUAUUUAUACAUAUUGAUGGAAUUUUUCUAAUUUUUUCUAAACACAUAUUCACGAUAUAUUUUAUUUAAUUAAAGAGGUGCUUCGAAAUAGAAUGGUGUGCCAAGAAAGAAAAAGAAAUGGGGGGAAUAGGAAAUCGUUAAGAUUUUAAGAUUUACCAAUACUUUUUUUUUUUUGUUUUUAUUAAAAGAAACUCUAUCUAAAACUAUCCUUCGAAUUAUCAAAAUAUGUAAACGAGUGUUCGUUGAAUUGGCAAAAAUGAUUAUUCUUUUGCUAUCUUCUCUUUUGAUACUGGGAAUAAAUACUUUAAAAUAUUCAAAAUAUUGUUAAAAAAAUUAAAAAAAAAAAAUUGAAAUUGUCAGAAAUGUCAGAGAGAAAAUUACACAUUAUCAUUCGACGAAUCGAUUGAAGACUUUAUUAUUAGUUAGAAGAAUUGUACUUAAUUACACUUGGUUUAAUGGUUAUUAGAUGUUAGAAGAGUUUGAAACGUCGAAAUUUGUAAUUUUCACAAUUUUGUAAUUAUAGAUUUAGAAGAAAGAAGAAAACAAAAAAAUAAAUAAAAAUCGUUUAUAAUUUUUGCAAUAAUAUUGUAAUUAUCACAAAUAUUUAAGUUUCAUAAAAACUGUGCCACAUCUAUCGUAGGGAUGGAAGUAUCGUGUCUCGAUAUAUAAUAUUAAUAACGUUGGAAAUUUUUUAAUUUUUGUGAAACACAUUUGAAAUUUGUACAUUACAUACAUCUUUGAAUUAAUAUUUAUGAACAAAUACGA